This is a messenger RNA of Pyrenophora tritici-repentis Pt-1C-BFP, 1134 nucleotides long. RefSeq names its product EBP domain containing protein. Gene Ontology annotation, cellular component: endoplasmic reticulum; membrane. Lineage: Eukaryota; Fungi; Ascomycota; Dothideomycetes; Pleosporales; Pleosporaceae. Gene Ontology annotation, biological process: sterol biosynthetic process. The record is from RefSeq and is a predicted model, not a curated record. Gene Ontology annotation, molecular function: C-8 sterol isomerase activity; steroid Delta-isomerase activity; cholestenol delta-isomerase activity.
GUGCCCCCAUUACUAGCCGGUUGCCCAGAAACAUUACCGUCGCUCUCAUCUUCCCUCCUCUCUUUCGUACCUUUGCAUCCAUUCACAAUCAUCAUAUUCAUAUCUGAUUGAAUAUCGCCUUGUUCCGCCAUGGCCGCCGCAAACGUUUCCUUCGUUCCCGGUCAGCACCCUUACUACCCCAUUGAGAAGGAGAUUGUGGGCUACCUGGCCAACAAAUGGGACACACUCGACCUCCUGCUGAUGUUCGCUGCGGGCUGCGUGGGCAUCUUUGGCGUCACGUAUGUCAUGGUCAAGCGUCUGAGACCCAAUGCCAGCACCGGCGACUUGUCCACCAUCAUGUGGUUCGUGCUGUGCGGCUGCAUACACUCGUUCUUUGAGGGCUACUUUGCCUACAACUUCAGGAACAUGGGCGGCCUCAACGAUCUGUUCGGCCAGCUGUGGAAGGAGUAUGCGCUGAGCGACUCGCGUUACCUCACCCAGGAUGCAUUCGUGCUCUGCAUGGAGACUGUUACUGCUGUCUUCUGGGGCCCCGGAUCGUUCCUUUGUGCUUAUCUCAUCUCCAUCGAUCACCCGCUACGCUACUCGGCCCAACUCAUCGUCUCGCUCGGUCAAUUCUACGGCGACGUCCUCUACUACGCAACCUCGCUCUUCGACCACUACAUUCUCAACUUGUCAUACUCGCGCCCCGAGCAGUUCUACUACUGGGGUUACUUUGUCCUCAUGAACGCUUUCUGGAUUGUCAUCCCGGGAUACCUCAUGUACCAGAGCGUCAUGGCUACCUGGAGCGCGUUUGCGGCGGUCAAUGACGCGGCAAAGCUUGUUGAGAAGAUGGGCAAGAAGCGGAACUAGCAUUGCUCCACGCUUGUCGUAGAACAGCACAUCAAUACUUGCAACCAAGUUCGAGCAUCAUUGUGAAAACAGGGGUUCGGGGAAACGACCACCCUUUCCGCAAUGGCUGCAUGCGAGAUGGAGGAAGAUGGCUACUUAGCGUUAAUUUCUAAAUGUGUUCACCGGACCUUACGCAGGCCACGAUAGAUGUCGAUACCCUAGAUUUGAAGGCAUGCUUCAAUUGAGGCGCGCUUGACUGAUAGGCUUUGGUUGUGCCAAUAGAACGAAUUAGACUUUGUAACUGCA